This is a messenger RNA of Oreochromis aureus, 3043 nucleotides long. RefSeq names its product regulator of G protein signaling 7 binding protein a (gene rgs7bpa). The record is from RefSeq and is a predicted model, not a curated record. The transcript has 6 exons. Gene Ontology annotation, cellular component: postsynapse; nucleus; neuron projection. The coding region runs from base 684 to 1439 and encodes 251 amino acids. Lineage: Eukaryota; Metazoa; Chordata; Actinopteri; Cichliformes; Cichlidae. Gene Ontology annotation, biological process: G protein-coupled receptor signaling pathway.
GCUGGAAACACUCAAGGAAACAGACUGGGAGCCGACUUGAGACCGCGAGAGCAGGAAUUAAGUUUUUCAACGUUUUCCGGCACAGUUGUACGCUUAGAAAUUGUCGGCUUGGACACUGGCCGUGUUAUUUCGUCUCAAUAGGAGGUUGUAUAGCUAAGAAAAGACCGUUACCGUCCGUCUUAUUGGUGCUUAAUGGAAACGCGCAAUCAUAAAAAAUGGUUGCAUUUGGAGAAUAUCCGUGAAUGCGAUCGUUCCCUCUUGACAUCGGUGCGUCAGAAAAGACACCUCAGCUAGCUGGAGUCCGGGUUGGGUGUGAAGUCUUCACUGUGCACCGUGUGCUGCUGGAGUGAAGGUGACUUGCGCCCCGUCGCAGUCAAGGCAAUGCGGAGAGGAGUCACGGGCGCUCAUCCGGUACUUUACCUGCGCUCUAGGGCUCUUCUUGGGAAAAAAUUGCUACCUUUCCCACAUUAGGAGGAAAGAACGUAAGACAUAGAGCAAUAAUAGCGUUCGAGGUUCAACACAGCCAAUAGCUGGCGAAGGUGAACUGAGCGUAAAUCGAGGAGAGAAUAAGGUGAACAGUAAGGUGCAGGGUGGUAAGGCAGGAAGAGAGAAAGUGGUGGAGUUUGGGGGGAUAAGACCAAAUCGUUCUGUCUUAGGGCUGUUUUAAUAGUGGAUGUGUAUGCAUGAGUUCUGCAUCGAAUGGGCGCAAAAAUCGCCCCAGAUCCGCCGGGAACAUCUUCCAGAUCGGCAAGCCUCCUUAUCGAGACUCACAAAGGAGGGAGAGCACCGAAAGUACCCGCAAAGCCCAGCGCGCCGUGGCCGACUGCAGAAUGAUCGUCCAAGAAUUCAAUACACUUGUGGCUCUGUACCGUGAGCUGGUCAUCUCAAUUGGCGAGAUCACUGUCGACUGUCCUUCGUUACGGGCCGAAAUGCUCAAGACCCGAACCAAAGGCUGCGAAAUGGCGCGAGCGGCACACCACAGUCUCUCCUUGAUAUCGGGGCCAGAGGACGGGGAAAUCCACCCUGAGAUCUGUAGGCUCUUCAUCCAGCUGCAGUGCUGUCUGGAGAUGUACAUCACAGAGAUGCUCAAAUCUGUGUGCUUGCUGGGAUCGCUGCAGCUCCACAGGAAAGGUAAGGACUCAUGUGGCCCUCCUGGCUUAGAUGGUAAAACGGAGGAAAGCUCAGACAUCCCCAUUCUGGAGGACACCUCUUCCUCCCCCACUGACUGUCCUCAGCUCUGCUGGCUGGUGGCCACUGACAUAGAAAACAUAGAAAAGGAUAUGAGGGAGAUGAAGAACCUUCUCAGUAAACUCAGGGAGACAAUGCCUUUACCACUGAAGAACCAAGAUGACAGCAGUUUGCUGAACCUGACUCCCUACCCACUAGUCCGACAGAGGAAGAGGCGGUUCUUUGGGCUCUGUUGCCUGGUAACCAGCUAAGGGCCCCGCCUUUGUGGGUAGGAGGCGGCAACAAAGACACCAUUACCCACUGUCCUUCACCACUUGUGUCUCCCACCAAUCUAUUACUGCCAUUUUCAAAUAAAUUGUCUCUUUCUCUUUUUUUUAACGGCUGCCCAUUUUAUAAUUUUAUUUUGUAAUACGAAGAAGAAUUGUAACUGCAGUGUAAUGAAAACAAAAGUCAUGAACAUAUAUUUUAAGAUAUUUUGCAACAGAUUUUCCCCUUUUUUGGUAAACGAAGUGCGAUAUCUGCUUGUCUGAUGUAAAAGGGAAUGAGAGUUUGUCUGAAAUGAUAAUAUCAAUGUUCUGUUACUUCCACAAGCCUGAGUGAAUGAAGUGGAUUUAUGUUUUUAUUUUUUUAAAAAAGGGAAUCUAAAUGUCCAUUUUGUCAGAAAUAAUGUGAUAACUUAUGAACAGAUGCCAUUCACACAUCUGAGGACGGCUCUUGCAAUGACAAAGUUUUACUGUCGUUUGUCUAAGCUGAAAUGACAGGUUUGUGAAGAAUACGUUUGUGUAUUACAGUCUCCGUUUUCUGUUCCUUGCUGUUUUUCUUCUCAAUGUACUUAAUUUAGUCUUCCAUAAAACAAGAACCUGUACCCAACUUAAACUUUCCAGCUUCAAAAUGGAAUAGAUGAUACAAUAGUCAAAAGAAAACUUAUUUGCACACAAUAUCUAUCUAUAAAUCGAGACAUUAGACUUGUAUAUACACAUACUCUUUACGCAAUGCUCUCUGAAUUAUUUUCAAGGUUGCAUGUGGUUAGUAAAGAAGCUGUUGGUAUAAGCAGAGAGCAUCUCUCUCUCUCUGGGGCAGUCAAGCAGACAGAGCGCAGCUUAUUAAAUAUAGUGAUCACUGUUUAUGGCAAGCUGAAGGUACAGUAGUCAAAGCUGAUAUAGGUCAUUUUACAUUGUUAAUAAAACUUUUGUUAUUGAAACUCAUCCACUAGUGUUUGUCAUUGUCUUGCAUGAACUGAAAUGUCCACCAGGUGGAGACAAACAAUCAACAGAGACAAACUUGUCUAGCACGUUCUGGUAAAGCUCAAACAGUAAAAUUACACUGAAUUAAUUAGAUAAAUUGACUGUGUUAAAUGCAAAUUAGGUGGUUUGCAUUCAAAGAACAAACAUGUAUGCCAUUAUUUGUGCUUUUUUUCUCUCUGUCCUUCUUUGAUAGAUAGAUAGAUAGAUAGAUAGAUAGAUAGAUAGAUAGAUAGAUAGAUAGAUAGAUAGAUAGAUAGAUAGAUAGGGAUUUUUUACCACGUCUCACCCCAAAACCAUCAAUUUGUAUGCAUUAUCCCUUCAAGAAUGCCAGCUCAGAUGCACUUUUAACACCUUUUCCCCCAACUAUCAGUCUUUGUGAACAACAUCUAAAACCUAGGAAUCAUUCUGCUGACCGUAAGUAUUUUUUGAAUUGAUGAUAAAACAUUAAGUAGUUGGUGUCUUCACACCUUUUCACGGACAGGUUCAGACACACAUGCAGACAUGCAGUCACACUGUGCGAGGGCUGCAAGCCAGAGGCAGGAAUAGACUGCCAGCAGGGGUUUGCUUCGCAGGAUGAGCUUUGUCGGGUUUAGUAGGCACAAGACAUCUUU